AUGAUGCUCGUCCUCGUCCGGCCUGCCAGCCAUGCCUCAGGCUCAGGCUCGGCCCUCAGGGAUCACGCCGAUCGGGGCAAGCACCGCGGCUUCCCCGGCCGCGGCGCAAACGAUCUUGAUCGUCACGUUACGAAUUACCUCAAGUAUCGCAAUUUUACUUUUCCCGGCAAUCAGGAUGAGGUCCCCGCCUGGGGCUCCAUCCCCCCCCGGAAGACCGCCAGAGACGAACAGAGAGAGGCCCAGGUCAUGGGUAAUGUUACCUGGGCUGGCCGCAUCGGGCGAGAUGAGACGAGUCUGCCCUCUUUGGGUUGGUUCCUUACGUCUCCCCCCCUUCCAUCAUCGCAUUACCCACUGAUCCUCACCCUAAACCCAGCAGCCUAA
Molecule: messenger RNA, 381 nt
Organism: Arthroderma uncinatum
Lineage: Eukaryota; Fungi; Ascomycota; Eurotiomycetes; Onygenales; Arthrodermataceae
Exons: 2
Coding region: 1-381 (126 amino acids)
Source: RefSeq, a predicted model, not a curated record